Messenger RNA from Pseudopipra pipra, 2074 nucleotides. RefSeq names its product signal peptide peptidase like 2A (gene SPPL2A). Gene Ontology annotation, molecular function: aspartic endopeptidase activity, intramembrane cleaving. The record is from RefSeq and is a predicted model, not a curated record. Gene Ontology annotation, cellular component: cytoplasmic side of endoplasmic reticulum membrane; lysosomal membrane; lumenal side of endoplasmic reticulum membrane. The coding region runs from base 210 to 1823 and encodes 537 amino acids. NCBI's taxonomy places the organism in Eukaryota, Metazoa, Chordata, Aves, Passeriformes, Pipridae. The transcript has 16 exons. Gene Ontology annotation, biological process: membrane protein proteolysis.
AAAAGGAGGCGGCACAGGCGGGGCGGGGACGCGCAGCCCCAGCGGCCGCCCCAGCGCCGCCCCCGCCCCGCCGGACCCGCCGCGUCCCGGGCCCGGGCCGGGGCCGCCGCACGGAACAGGAAGUGUCGCCGGGAGCCGGGAAAGGCUCGGCGGGGCCGAGCGGAGCCCGAGCCCAGCGAGGCCCCUCCCCGAGCGGCCGGCAGAGGACGAUGGGGGCGGCCGGGCUGCUGUGGGCCCUGCUGGGGGCCCUGUUGCUCCCUCCGGUGGCCGCGGAUGAGGGGAUCCUGCACGCCUCCGGGAGCGGGCUGCCCCCAGUGACAAAGGAUUACUGCAUCAUUUACAAUUCUAAGUGGACAUCUCUUCCAAAAAGCCUGGACAAUGCUACUUUCAGGACUCUGGAAAACCUGACUUCCACAGUCCUCUGCAGUUCAUCUGAAGUUCCUUCUGGCAUAAUGAAGGACAAAGCAGUUGUAGUGAUGAGAGGAAACUGCACCUUUUUGGAGAAAGCAAGAAUUGCACAAAGUUUGGGUGCUAAGAUGCUGUUGAUUGCCAGUAAAUCCGGGCUGUCUGCUAUUUCAGACAACAAGACUGAUUUUGAAGAUGUGACUCUUCCAGUUGCUCUUAUAAGAUACAAUGACAUAGUAGAUAUGCAGCUGACACUUGGAAAUGAAGUUAAUGUGACUCUGUAUUCACCACCUUUGCCAGAGUUUGAUUACAGCAUGGUUGUCAUCUUCCUAAUUGCUGUGUCUACAGUGGCACUGGGAGGCUACUGGAGCGGAGUAGCAGAACUGGAGAAUCUGAAAGCAAUAGCAAGUCCAGGGGAGAGAGAAACCAGACGGAAGAAGGAGGAAAAUGUUACCUUCACCCCUGUAACAGUUAUCUUGUUUGUUGCCAUCUGUUGUGUCAUGCUGGUCUUACUUUAUUUCUUCUACAAGUGGUUAGUGUAUGUUAUAAUAUCAGUCUUCUGCUUGGCCUCUGCGAUGAGUCUGUACAACUGUCUGGCAGCAUUAGUAGGAGAAAUCCCAUUUGGGCAGUGCAGGAUUACAUGUUGUAACAAAACCAUUGAAGUGAGGCUUAUUUUUCUUGCUGUGUUCUGCACAGCAGCAGCUGUUGUCUGGGCAGUGUUUCGAAAUGAAGACAGGUGGGCUUGGAUUUUGCAAGAUAUUUUGGGAGUUGCCUUCUGCCUAAACUUCAUUAAAACACUGAAAAUGCCCAACUUUAAGUCCUGUGUAAUACUUCUAGGCCUUCUGCUUCUAUAUGAUGUGUUUUUUGUCUUCAUAACACCAUUUAUCACGAAGAAUGGGGCAAGUAUAAUGGUUGAAGUUGCAGCUGGUCCCUUUGGAAACAGUGAAAAGAGUGAUGGAAACUUGGUGGAAGUCCCUACUGAACGCUCAGCUCCCCAUGAGAAAUUACCUGUGGUUAUUAGAGUGCCUAGACUUGAACACUCUGCAUCGACACUGUGUGACUUGCCAUUUUCAUUGCUGGGUUUUGGAGACAUUAUUGUCCCAGGGCUUCUGGUUGCUUAUUGUCGAAGAUUUGAUGUUCAAACAAGUUCAUCUUCUGUAUACUACAUUUCCUGCACAAUAGCUUAUGCUGUUGGUAUGGUGCUGACUUUUGUUGUUCUGGCACUAAUGAAGAUGGGACAACCUGCCCUUCUCUAUCUUGUACCAUGUACACUCAUCACCAGCUCACUUGUUGCCUGGAGGCGCAAAGAGAUGAAGAAGUUUUGGAAAGGAAGCAGUUACCAGAUGAUGGAACACCUGGAUUACACAGGAAAUGAAGAAAGCACAGCAUCGGCCCCUGAACAGCCUGGAGGACAAUAACAUAUGGGAUCCUGAUUCAAAAUGGCAUUUGAAUUUUCAACAACUGAAUUACACUAAAUUUGGUGAAAUUUUACAGUAGAGUGUUUCCCACUCUGUGUAAAAGGGUUUUUUAUUCCUGCACCUAUAUUUUUAUGGAAAAUAUUGUUAACGACAUAAAAGUAAUCAAAAUAGACUUGCAUUUUUACAGCCAAACCAUAGCUAGUAAAACUGUGCCUUAUUUCAAUUUAAAUAAAAGGAUAUUUUCUAUGCAA